AUGGGCAAGGACCAGGAGCUGGUGCAGGCGGUGAAGGCGGAGGACAUCGCGGCUGUGCAGAAGCUGCUGCAGAGGCCCAAGCCCGGCAAAGCCAAACUCCUCGGAUCAGCAAAGAAAGUCAAUGUCAACUUUCAAGACACCGACGGGUUCUCAGCUCUGCACCAUGCGGCACUCAACGGCAACACGGAGCUCAUCUCACUGCUGCUGGAGGCACAGGCUGCAGUGGACAUCAAGGACAACAAAGGAAUGCGGCCCCUGCACUAUGCAGCUUGGCAAGGCAAGAAGGAGCCCAUGAAGAUGGUGCUGAAAGCAGGUUCCUCUGUGAACAUCCCAUCGGAUGAGGGGCAAAUCCCCCUGCACCUGGCAGCGCAGCAUGGGCACUAUGAUGUGUCGGAGAUGCUGCUGCAGCACCAAUCCAACCCCUGCAUCAUGGACAAUUCGGGGAAGACACCCCUGGACCUGGCAUGCGAGUUCGGCCGGGUUGGGGUGGUCCAACUGCUCCUGAACAGCAACAUGUGCGCGGCACUGCUGGAGCCCAAGCCGGGCGACACCACCGACCCCAACGGCACCAGCCCCCUCCACCUCGCCGCCAAGAACGGCCACAUCGACAUCAUCCGGCUCCUGUUGCAGGCUGGCAUUGACAUCAACCGACAAACCAAGGCAGGCACAGCACUGCAUGAGGCAGCUCUCUGCGGCAAGACGGAUGUGGUGCGACUGCUGCUGGAUAGCGGAAUCAAUGCCCAUGUCAGGAACACCUACAACCAGACAGCUCUGGACAUCGUCAACCAGUUCACCACCAGCCAAGCCAGCAAGGAGAUAAAGCAGAUGCUGCGGGAAGCCUCGGCCGCGCUGCAGGUCCGGGCUGUCAAGGAUUACUGCAACAACUACGACUUGACCAGCCUCAACGUGAGAGCUGGGGACAUCAUCACUGUGCUGGAGCAGCACGCAGAUGGGCGCUGGAAGGGCUGCAUCCACGACAACCGGACUGGCAACGACCGCGUGGGUUACUUCCCCUCCAGCCUGGUGGAGGCCAUAAGCAAACGAACAGGCAAAUAAUCCUGGCCCCCUCCACCUCCACCUCUUUCAUGGGGAUGCUCCCAAACCUGCACCCCACAGGCGCCCGCUGAGGAGAUCUGGGUGCUGCGGAAACCCUUCGCAGGUGGUGACCGCAGCAGCCUGGGCAGCACGGGCAGCAUGGCCUCUGCCCGCAGCUCAGGGAGUGGGCAGAGCGCAGGCAGCGGGGCACAUGCCCUGCAUGCUGGCUCUGAAGGUGUCAAGCUGCUGGCAACGGUUCUCUCCCAGAAGGCUUCUGCGCAAGAGUCCUCCGUGGGCGAUGGGCCGGCCAAGGCGCAGGACAUCCCCGCAGGUUCAGCGCGAUCACAGAGCGUGGCCAGCUCCCCGUAUGCCACUCAGCCCCCUGCUGAGCCCCAGCUGAAGAAGAUGGAGCCACCAUCGGAGGGGAAGAGCUCAGAGGCCGUGUACCAGUGGCUCUGCAAGUUCCAGCUGCAGCUCUAUGCACCCAACUUCCUCAACGCUGGCUACGACAUCACCACCAUCAGCCGGAUGACGCCCGAGGACCUGACAGCCAUUGGUGUCACCAAGCCAGGGCACAGGAAGAAGAUUGCCUCUGAGAUCAACAACCUCAGCAUCCCCGAGUGGCUGCCUGAGUACAAGCCGGCCAACCUGGCGCUGUGGCUCUCCAUGAUUGGCCUGUCCCAGUACUACAAGGUACUGGUGGAGAAUGGCUACGAGAACAUCGACUUCAUCACUGACAUCACCUGGGAAGACCUGCAGGAGAUUGGCAUCACCAAAUUGGGCCACCAGAAGAAGCUGAUGCUGGCAGUGAAGAAGCUGGCAGAGCUGCAGCGCGCAGAGCUGGGCAAGUACGAGAAGGGCACACUGAAGAGGAAGGGGGCAGCAGGCCCAGAGGUGCUGACCAUUGAGUCCCCGCCACCAGAGCCACCCGAGUGCCAGUCACCCAAGAUGACCACCUUCCAGGACAGUGAGCUCAGCAGCGAGCUGCAGGUGGCCAUGACAGGCGAAGCCCCUGAGGAGCCCCCCGAGAAAGUGGCAAACUCUGCAGCCCCUGGCCACCGCUCACCACCAGGGCUGGGUGGCCGUGCCAGGCUGAUGAGUAGCUCACAGGAGCUGCUGGGGGAUGGCCCGCAGGCAUCUUCGGCCACUGCCAUCUCCAAGAGUCAGGAGUACCUGGCAGAGGGGGCUGGUGAGGGCACACCUGCACCACCCAAGGAGGGGCAUCCACCUCGUCAUGGACACCCUGUGAAGCGUGCCAGUGUGCCACCAGUGCCUGGCAAACCGCGGCAGCCUUUCCCGCCUGCCGCCGGGCAGCUAACACCACCACCAACCCCUGGCAAGCCACGGCCCCCUUCACCACAGGGCCCAUUGGUGCCCCACGCCACUGCCAAGGUGAAGCCCACUCCGCAGCUGCUGCCACCAGGUGAGCGUCCUGCCUCACCCCGCUCCCUGCCACAGUCGCCCACCCACCGCGGCUUCGCCUACGUCCUGCCACAGCCUGUUGAGGGUGAGGGGACACCUAUGGGGUUACCUGUCCUGCCUGUGUCAGUGCCAGUGCUGUGCCUACCGCCAGCAGGCGAGGGUGAGGAGGAGCCAGGGAGGCCAAAGAAGCGGGCACACAGCCUGAACCGCUACGCUGCUUCCGACAGUGAGCAGGAGCGAGACGAGCUGCUAGUGCCUGACGCAGGGCCCUAUGCCACUGUCCAGCGGCGUGUGGGCCGCAGCCACUCGGUGCGGGCACCUGCCGGUGGCGACAAGAACGUCAACCGCAGCCAGUCCUUUGCUGUCCGUCCCAAGAAGAAGGGCCCUCCACCGCCCCCUCCCAAACGCUCCAGCUCUGCCAUCUCCAGUGCUGGCAUGGCCGAGGACUUCCCCAAGGAGGGUGACAGUGAGGUGGCUGCAGGGUCACCCACCACCGAGGAGAGCUGUCAGGAGCAGCGACAUGGCAGUGACCUGGGUGGCAGUGUGGACACGGGCAGUGCCGGCAGUGUACGCAGCAUUGCCGCCAUGCUGGAGAUGUCCUCCAUAGGUGGUGGUGCCCGGGCGCUGGCACUGCAGAAGCCACACGUGGGUGGUGGGCCAGGGCCAACCAAGGCGCCCGAUGGCUAUUACCUGCAGCCGGGUGCUCCUGCGGGCAGCCCUGAGCGUGCCCGUGUGGCCACCGUCCUGGCCACUGUCAAGCACAAAGAGGCCAUAGGGCUGGAUGGGGAGGUGGUGAACCGGCGCCGGACCAUCAGUGGUCCUGUCACCGGGCUGGUGGCCGCCGCUCGCCGGGAGCGAGCCGACAGCGUGCGGUCGGGACCGGGUGUCGACGGCCCCGGUGAGCGGCUGCGGGUCGAGCGCGGUGGCUCCCCUGAUGGCAUCCCCUUUGCUGAGGAGGGCAACCUCACCAUCAAGCAGCGACCGCGGGCCCUGGGAGAGGGGCUGUCCCCGACCCACCGCCAGGGGGACCUGGCCAAGGUGGAGGCCAGCGCCACGCUCAAGCGGCGGAUCCGGGCCAGGCAGAGCCAACAGGACGGCGUCCGCUUUGUCCUCACCGAGUCUGACACCGUCAAGCGCCGGCCCAAGGCCAAGGAGAAGGAGCCGGCGCUGGAACCGGCCCCGCUCAUUGUCUACCAGAACGGCAUCGGCACUGUCAAGCGGCGCCCAGGCUCCGAGCUAAGCGGGGCUGAACCACUCUCCACCCCACCGCCUGCCGCCGGCCCCGACUACACCCCGGCGCCUGCCGAGCCCAAGAAGCCCUUCAAGCCACCGGUAUCUCCCAAGCCCGUGCUGACGCCACCGCCCCAGAAGGUCCCUGGGCAACCAGCACCCACCCCCAAAAAGGUGCCCAUCCCAAGCCCUGGCAGCCCAGAGGUGAAGCGGGUCCAUGGCACGCCACCCCCAGUGUCGCCCAAGCCCACGCCACCCCCCACGGCACCCAAGCCCCCCAAGCCCCACGCUGCCAUGCAGUCGGUGAGCGCCAGUUCCACGCCGGCCCCGUCCCCUGCCAGGCAGCUAGGUGCCACCACUGCCACCAAGCCAUCCAGCACGCCCCCGUCGCUCUGCUCCAGCCCCGCCAAGCCUCUCUCGCCUGGCACCCAGCCCCAGCAGGUGCCGGUGAAGCCGCCACGCUCGGCCAUCGCCGGCCCCUCCCUUGAUGCCGCUGGCCCCGAGCUGGCCCAGCAGAAGCUGGAGGAGACCAGCGCCUCCCUGGCUGCUGCGCUGCAGGCUGUGGAGGAGAAGAUCAAGCAGGAGGACAAUCAGGUGGCAGACUCGGCCGUGGAAUCAAAGAGCACCGUGAGCAUUCUGGAUGACAUUGGCAGCAUGUUUGAUGACCUGGCAGACCAGCUGGAUGCCAUGCUGGAGUGA
This is a messenger RNA of Indicator indicator, 4386 nucleotides long. RefSeq names its product CASK interacting protein 1 (gene CASKIN1). Lineage: Eukaryota; Metazoa; Chordata; Aves; Piciformes; Indicatoridae. The transcript is spliced from 20 exons. The record is from RefSeq and is a predicted model, not a curated record. Gene Ontology annotation, molecular function: protein binding.